CGGAGCCCCAGUUCCUUUUUCCGGUCGGCGUGGUUUGGGUGCGGGACGUCGGCGGAGCCCCGGCCUUUCUCACCAUGAGCGUCCCGGCCUUCAUCGACAUCAGCGAGGAGGAUCAGGCUGCUGAACUUCGAGCUUAUCUGAAAUCUAAAGGAGCUGAAAUUUCAGAAGAAAACGCAGAAGGUGGACUUCAUAUAGAUUUAGCUCAGAUUAUUGAAGCCUGUGAUGUAUGUUUGAAGGAAGAUGAUAAAGAUGUUGAAAGUGUGAUGAACAGUGUGGUUUCCCUCCUAUUGAUUCUGGAACCAGACAAGCAAGAAGCUCUCAUUGAAAGCCUGUGUGAAAAGCUUGUCAAGUUUCGGGAAGGUGAACGCCCAUCUCUGAGACUUCAACUGCUAAGCAACCUUUUCCAUGGAAUGGAUAAGAAUACUCCUGUAAGAUACACCGUAUAUUGCAGCCUCAUUAAAGUGGCAGCAUCUUGUGGUGCCAUCCAGUAUAUCCCAACAGAACUGGAUCAAGUUAGAAAAUGGAUUACUGACUGGAACCUCACCACUGAAAAAAAACACACCCUUUUAAGACUACUUUAUGAGGCACUUGUGGAUUGUAAGAAAAGUGAUGCUGCUUCCAAAGUAAUGGUAGAAUUGCUAGGAAGUUACACAGAGGACAAUGCUUCCCAGGCUCGAGUUGAUGCCCACAGAUGUAUUGUACGAGCAUUGAAAGAUCCUAAUGCAUUUCUUUUUGACCAUCUUCUUACUUUAAAACCAGUCAAGUUUUUGGAAGGCGAGCUUAUUCAUGAUCUCUUAACUAUAUUUGUGAGUGCUAAGUUGGCAUCAUAUGUCAAGUUCUAUCAAAAUAAUAAAGACUUCAUUGAUUCACUUGGCCUAUUACAUGAGCAAAAUAUGGCAAAAAUGAGACUGCUUACUUUUAUGGGAAUGGCAGUGGAAAAUAAAGAAAUAUCAUUUGACACUAUGCAGCAAGAACUUCAAAUUGGAGCCGAUGAUGUUGAAGCAUUUGUUAUUGAUGCAGUGAGAACUAAAAUGGUGUACUGCAAAAUUGACCAGACCCAGAGAAAAGUUGUUGUGAGUCAUAGCACACAUCGGACAUUUGGAAAACAGCAAUGGCAACAAUUAUAUGACACACUUAAUGCCUGGAAACAAAACUUGAACAAAGUGAAAAACAGCCUUUUGAGUCUCUCUGAUACCUGAAUUUUUAUGCAUAUAAUUUUGUUCUUUUUGGAAUAAAACUAAAUCAUAGAAAAACGUUAUAAAUUAAAAUUGGACUAGUCUGGG
Suncus etruscus (white-toothed pygmy shrew) is the source of this 1283-nucleotide messenger RNA. RefSeq names its product eukaryotic translation initiation factor 3 subunit M (gene EIF3M). Gene Ontology annotation, molecular function: translation initiation factor activity. The record is from RefSeq and is a predicted model, not a curated record. The coding region runs from base 75 to 1199 and encodes 374 amino acids. The transcript has 11 exons. Gene Ontology annotation, cellular component: eukaryotic translation initiation factor 3 complex; cytoplasm. Gene Ontology annotation, biological process: cytoplasmic translational initiation. Lineage: Eukaryota; Metazoa; Chordata; Mammalia; Eulipotyphla; Soricidae.